CGUUCCCACAGGUCGGACAGAAAAGCAGCAUCGCCGCGCUGCGCCGCCCCUCUCCGUCCUCCGCCGAUCACCGUGCCCCGGGGACUGGUUCCGCCCGGCCCAGAUUUCCGGCGGAGAGAUUCGCGGGAGCGACCUAGAGAUCUGCUGAUUUGGGAUGACUGAUGAAAUUAAGAAGGAAUCUCCAUCCAUCAGCAUUAAGGAGGAAGAAAAUGUUGCGAUUUAUAGUCAAGAGAAAGCAGCAGAAGAGGAGGAAGAGUUAUCACAUGCAGAAAUCUUGGACCUAUUUCAGGAAGGUCUGGCUAUGAUAGUUCAGGAUCCUCUGCUGUGUGAUCUGCCUGUACAGGUUACUUUGGAAGAGAUAAAUUCACAGAUAGCUCUCGAAUAUGGGCAGGCAAUGACUGUGAAAGUAAAGAAAGGAGAUGGUGAAAUUAUGCCUGUUGUUGUAAUUCAAAAUGAAACUGUUCUGGAUUUGAAAAAGGCUAUUCAGAGAUAUGUCCAACUGAAGCAACAACGAGAAGGAGGAACACAGUACAUUAGCUGGAAAUAUAUCUGGCGGACAUACCACCUAACAUUUAAUGGAGAGAAGCUAGCUGAUGAUAAAAUGAAACUCAAAGAUUAUGGAAUAAGGAAUCGAGAUGAAGUAACCUUCAUAAAGAAGCUCCGUAAAAAAUAAAAGAUCUAGAUGACUGUACACAUGGUCAGAAGGAAUUUGUAUUCUUUGGUGACGUACCAGAUCUUGUUGCUACUGACAAAAAUUUUUUCUCCGUCAAAUUAUGAAAAUGAAGAAAUGUACAGAGCCUUGGGUUAUUUGUUAAAUAUUAAAGGUCAAGUGAAUAAA
Pristis pectinata (smalltooth sawfish) is the source of this 838-nucleotide messenger RNA. It is a transcript of the gene snrnp25, whose product is annotated as small nuclear ribonucleoprotein 25. Gene Ontology annotation, cellular component: U12-type spliceosomal complex. Gene Ontology annotation, biological process: mRNA splicing, via spliceosome. The record is from RefSeq and is a predicted model, not a curated record. The transcript has 7 exons. Bases 155 to 673 code for a protein of 172 amino acids. NCBI's taxonomy places the organism in Eukaryota, Metazoa, Chordata, Chondrichthyes, Rhinopristiformes, Pristidae. Gene Ontology annotation, molecular function: protein binding.